AUGGCGGAAAUGGUCGAUCCCAACGCGCCUUCCUCCGCCAGGGACGGCCACGACGCCGAUGGCGAUUACGACAUGGGCUACGAUGAUGAGGAUUUUGAUGCAAUUUUCAAAGACAUGGAGGAGUUCAACGGCGCUGCCAGCCAUCAAGCACCUACCACUAGCCCUGGCACUCAUAUUCAGCAGUGCGCAAACCUGGCACGUCAGAUACUGUCGAGGUCGCCGCCGCCGCUCGGGCCCGACCCUGUUCCCGUGCCUGCACCCGUGAGAUAUGAGCCGUGGGAGCCCGCCUUCGAUAUGGAGGAGGCACCGCCGGCACCACAAGCAGCGCCAGGAGCACCAAUCUAUCAACCCGGGGUGCCGCCCAUCCCUCCUCGGCCUUCCCCGACCUUCCGGCUUCCAUCCAUCGACACCGUCUACGAUGGGCUACUAGCACCGAAUCGUCCACCGCAACAAGUCUAUUUGCCAUCACAAGGCUCGCCGCCACAUGGCCCGCUGCCUUUUGGUCGCACUCCGCCGCCACCACCGGUAGCGCCCCCGGCGCCGCAUCACGAAGAUGAUAUACUCGAGAUCAUCGACCCAAGCGGGAAUAUCAUCGUCGCUUCCGGUGGCCCACAGCGGCAAAGAUUCCUUGCCAAUACCGCUGCCCUCGUCCGUUCUUCUUCUGUCCUCACUGGAAUCAUCAUGCCCGCGCACAACAACCAGAUGAUCAAGCAGGAGCCUGGGCAUGACCAACAGCCCCCACCUCCUCCGAUGUCACAUCCUUUACGCUCCCCUGCCGCCUACCUGAUACCGCCUGAGGGAAAUAGAUCUUCCCUGUCAACCCUCUUUAUUCCUGAUGUCGAGGACAAGGUGUGCAAGACCUUUCUUCUCAUCAUCCAUGGCUUUUUCAACAGAGUUGAGAAAAGUUUCAAGAGCGUCCAACUUCUAUACGACCUCCUCUUAUUCACCCACCGUUACGAGAUGACCCUUAGUCUACAAUCGGUGGCUGUUCCCUGGCUGAAGAGGAUCUAUCAAGAGAAUCCCCACCGCCAUGAUGAGGUGGGGAAGCAGCUGUGGGUUGUAUACGAACUGGGACACCUGAAAAUGAUAAGGCAUACCAUUCGGUGCAUGGUCAAGACGGCGAGGAUUAACAAGGACGGCCAGUUGCUCGGGUAUGGUGCCCAGGAAGGGAAGGAUGAGUAUACGCAGUGGGCGCCUUUGGUGCAUUUAGGAGAUAUAACCAUAUGCCGGCGACGUGUCAUAAACCGACUGAUCUUGGAAGUCGAGAAAGUUAUCGAACGCCUCACCUCCUCACCUCCCGUCCUCCCUCCCAACGAAUCCAGCGAUGAUGAGGAAGUUCACAGCCCACACAUAGCUAGAAGCCAGAAUCGGUACAGAGCUCCGAGUCUCGACCACCGAAAUCCUAGGCAACCUAUCGAAAUUCCGCCAGACGACCCCCCUCGCCAAGUCUGCAUCUCUCGCAGGCCGCCCGGCAGAGUCACUCACGCAGUCAAUUGCGAUGCCAGCAUGCUCGGGGCUUUGCACCGUACAUUGCGCCAAGAAGGAUGGACUACCAUGGAUGCGACUUGCAGUCCAAGCCAUCUAUACAGGCGGAUCAAGAAGAUCGGGAAGACGGCAACGGAACAGGUGGUUAUUACGCAUACGCUGAAGGGGCACAAGGCAUGCAAUCCGUUUGGCGAUGACAAGUGGAUCCGGCUGGAGGAUCUGAUCAUGGAGGAGGUGAAUAUGAUUCCCUUCGACAUUGAGGAGCUUAAGAAGCGCGGAGGGCUGAUGGGGUUUUCGAUUCAAGACUGGCAGUAA
Molecule: messenger RNA, 1800 nt
Organism: Sordaria macrospora k-hell
Lineage: Eukaryota; Fungi; Ascomycota; Sordariomycetes; Sordariales; Sordariaceae
Source: RefSeq, a predicted model, not a curated record